Lynx canadensis (Canada lynx) is the source of this 1649-nucleotide messenger RNA. RefSeq names its product GDP-mannose 4,6-dehydratase (gene GMDS). Gene Ontology annotation, biological process: GDP-mannose metabolic process. Bases 155 to 1273 code for a protein of 372 amino acids. The transcript is spliced from 11 exons. Gene Ontology annotation, molecular function: GDP-mannose 4,6-dehydratase activity. The record is from RefSeq and is a predicted model, not a curated record. NCBI's taxonomy places the organism in Eukaryota, Metazoa, Chordata, Mammalia, Carnivora, Felidae.
CAGAUUGUGGCGGCGGGCCGCGCGGUGCGCUAGUUCCUUGCAGCCUGGGCGAGGAGACUUGCGCGCGGGCACACCCCCACGUCCCUUAGGCGCCGCUGCCUCCGCUCCACUGGCCUCCGCUCCGCCCAGCCUUCUGCCGCACGCCCGUAGCGACAUGGCACACGCGGCGGUACGCUGCCCCAGCGCUCGGGGCUCCGGGGACGGCGAGAUGGGCAAGCCCAGGAAGGUGGCGCUCAUCACUGGCAUCACGGGCCAGGAUGGUUCAUACUUGGCUGAGUUCCUGCUGGAGAAAGGCUACGAGGUCCAUGGAAUUGUGCGGCGAUCCAGUUCAUUCAAUACAGGUCGAAUUGAACAUCUGUAUAAGAACCCCCAGGCUCAUAUUGAAGGAAACAUGAAGUUGCACUAUGGUGAUCUCACUGACAGUACCUGCCUUGUGAAGAUCAUUAAUGAAGUAAAGCCUACGGAGAUCUACAACCUUGGAGCCCAGAGCCAUGUUAAAAUUUCUUUUGACUUGGCUGAAUAUACUGCAGAUGUUGAUGGAGUUGGCACUUUGCGGCUUCUGGAUGCAGUUAAGACCUGUGGCCUUAUCAACUCUGUGAAGUUCUACCAAGCCUCAACUAGUGAACUUUAUGGGAAAGUGCAAGAAAUACCUCAGAAGGAGACAACUCCUUUUUAUCCUCGGUCACCGUAUGGGGCAGCAAAACUCUAUGCCUAUUGGAUUGUGGUGAACUUCCGUGAGGCAUAUAAUCUCUUUGCGGUGAAUGGCAUUCUCUUCAAUCACGAGAGUCCUAGAAGAGGAGCUAAUUUUGUUACUAGAAAAAUUAGCCGGUCAGUGGCUAAGAUUUACCUUGGACAACUGGAAUGUUUCAGCCUGGGAAAUCUGGAUGCCAAGCGAGAUUGGGGCCAUGCCAAGGACUAUGUAGAGGCUAUGUGGCUGAUGUUGCACAAUGAUGAGCCAGAGGAUUUUGUCAUAGCUACUGGGGAAGUCCAUAGCGUUCGGGAAUUUGUAGAGAAAUCAUUUUUGCACAUUGGAAAAACCAUUGUGUGGGAAGGAAAGAAUGAAAAUGAAGUGGGCAGAUGUAAAGAGACCGGAAAAAUUCAUGUGACUGUGGAUCUCAAAUACUACCGACCAACUGAAGUGGACUUUCUGCAAGGAGAUUGCACCAAAGCGAAACAGAAGCUGAGCUGGAAACCCCGGGUCGCUUUUGAUGAGCUGGUGAGGGAGAUGGUGGACGCCGACGUGGAGCUCAUGAGAAACAACCCCAACGCGUGAGCGCGACCGCGGAGCCCCGAGCCGCCCCUGCCGGCCUACGGUCCCUGCUUGGAAUCGGCGGGUGCGGGGCCGCAGGUGUGAUCCUGGGAGGGGCGGGAGAAUCCGGCCCGUUCCGUGCGACCCUCCUUGCCACUGCGCCUUAUUCCCGCCGUUAGGAUGUGGGACGGCUGAGGUUUGUAGCAGCCGGGACGUGGCACUCCGGGGUUCGGCCCAAUUUCCAUUUGUCGAGGCCUCUUCUGAAGGGUUUUGUGAAAUCAACAAGAUGUUUUAAUCACAAGUUCACUAUACUUGAAAUUAUGUCAUUAGACAACUGAAAUUGUGGGGCUUUCAAAUUGUUUUUCUCUUUUAUUAAAAAUGUCCUUUCUAUGAACUAGCA